This is a messenger RNA of Artibeus jamaicensis (Jamaican fruit-eating bat), 1330 nucleotides long. RefSeq names its product embigin (gene EMB). The coding region runs from base 1 to 1239 and encodes 412 amino acids. Lineage: Eukaryota; Metazoa; Chordata; Mammalia; Chiroptera; Phyllostomidae. Gene Ontology annotation, cellular component: plasma membrane; axon. Gene Ontology annotation, molecular function: cell-cell adhesion mediator activity. Gene Ontology annotation, biological process: dendrite self-avoidance; homophilic cell-cell adhesion; axon guidance. The record is from RefSeq and is a predicted model, not a curated record. The transcript is spliced from 10 exons.
AUGGAGGCGGGAGAGGCUGCGCUGGGCAGUGGCCACCGCACAGCCAGCGCGCCUGCAGCGAACCAGCGCUGGGACGCUGGGCCCCUCCCACUCGGCCUUUUCUCGCGCGUCAGCCCCUGGAAUUGGUAUCGGGCGCCUAGCCACCUGCGAGUGUGCGCCUGCGAGUGUGCGCGGGGACUCCUGGCGCCUACCGUAGUGCGCCGAAGGACCCGCUUUGGCGAGGACCGCUCGGGACCCGCCGGCACCAUGCGCGCCCUCUCAGGCCUGCGGGCGUCCCGGGCGCUGCCGCCCCAGCCGCUGCUCUUUCUGUGCCUCCUGGCCGCGGUGCGCCCGAGCUCGGCGGACCGCCAUCCCCCAGCUUGGCCUUUUUCAAGUGUGCCUGCUCGAGAAGAAAGGCUGGCAAGAUACCACAAUUUUUCCUCGGACAGCCAUAAAAUAUCACUGACUGAACAUUCCAGUGUUGCAGUAGUAAAAAACAUCACUUUACAAAGUCCAUCGAAUAUAAAACUCACAUGCGAGUUCACAGCAUCCGGGGAUCCGAACUCAGUGAACGUGUCUUGGAAAAAGGAUGAUGAGCCCUUGGAGAAUGAUAUCAUCAAUGCAACGGACAGAUUGGUAUACACUCAAUACUCGUUCACCAUCAUUAAUAGCAAACAAUUGGGAAGUUAUUCUUGUAUCUUUCAAGAAGAAAAGGAAAAAAGGGGCACAUUUAAUUUAAAAGUCCCUGAAAUUCAUGGCAAAAACAAACCAUUGAUCACUUAUGUGGGGGAUUCCACGGUCUUGAUGUGUAAAUGCCAAGGUUGUUUUCCUCUAAAUUGGACCUGGUACAGCAGUAACGGGAGUGUGCAGGUUCCGCUUGAUGCUCAAAUGACCGAUAAGUAUGUGAUCAAUGGAACGAGUGUCAAUGAAACGAGGCUCAAGAUAAUGAACCUCUCUGAGGAAGACCAGGGGACCUACAGGUGCCACGCGGAGUUCCCGUUGGGCGAGAUCGAAGACCAGCUCCAGCUGGUUGUGCUGAGUUACCUGGUGCCCCUCAAACCGUUUCUUGCAAUAGCUGCGGAGGUGGUUAUUUUAGUGACUAUCAUUCUGCUUUGUGAAAUGUAUACCCAAAAGAAAAAGAACCGCCCAGAUGAUGGGAAAGAAUUCGAACAAAUUGAACAGCUGAAAUCAGAUGAUAGCAAUGGUAUAGAAAAUAAUGUCCCCAGGCACAGAAAAAAUGAAUCUGUGGCCAGUGAAUGAGAAGCACCGUGCCAAUAGUCAUGGGAAGAUGGAUGAAGAGUUUGUAUUCCUGCUUUUUCUAUGCUUCCUGUUAAGAACAUCUGAGCUUUUA